GUUGGGCCAGUGGUGUCUCUUACUCUGUUUUCUGAAGAGGAAUACUAUACGAGUGACACCAUGAAUAAGCUGCUGGUCAUAACUGUGCUGGUCGCACUCCUCGCUCUCAACGCUGAAAGCUUCCGUGUGUCGCGGCAGGUUGAGGAGGAAGAGGAGGGCACCCUGACCAAGCUCACAGGCACCAUCAGGUCCUACUACGACACUGCUGUCAACACUGCCAGCGGAUACCUGGAGAGCAUCAAGGGCCUGAAGCUGGAGGAGAAGGCAUCGACCAUUUACACUGAUACUUCGUCAGUCGUGAGCACCUACGCUGGCAUUGCACAAGAUCAGCUGUAUCACAUCUUCUACCAAAAGUAAACAAAAACUGACCUCCAAUGACCUCAUCUACUUUUUCUGACAGCGUGAGAAACGUUCAAGCUUCACAUGAUAAGGCCCAUUUUUGACAUUUUGAACUUCCUCGUAUCUCAAUUCACCCAAGCCUUAGAACCUUCAGAAGGCAUCUUUAAAAAAUGGGGGACCCCUUGCUCUUCGUGGCGCCGAUUAGGUCCACUGCACUGGUGGUAAAUGAAGAUAACCACCCAACAGGGACUGUGAUCCUUUGGAAAAAAAAAACAGCUUGCGCAAAGGAACAGGACAGAACAAGUUGGUACCAAAAGUACCAACAAAUUUCCCCCUAUGUCUCAGAGUUAAGAAACAACCAGCCAUCACUAUAAUACAAAUCAUUUCAUAAUAUAUCACCACCUAUUGGUGUUUUAAGUCAUCCCUUAUCUGAAUGAAAUUAAAUAUUUGUGUCAUAUCUUGAAAUAAAAUAUUUAUACAAAAAAAA
Messenger RNA from Anoplopoma fimbria (sablefish), 826 nucleotides. RefSeq names its product apolipoprotein C-II (gene apoc2). Gene Ontology annotation, molecular function: enzyme activator activity. The record is from RefSeq and is a predicted model, not a curated record. Gene Ontology annotation, cellular component: chylomicron. Lineage: Eukaryota; Metazoa; Chordata; Actinopteri; Perciformes; Anoplopomatidae. The coding region runs from base 61 to 357 and encodes 98 amino acids. Gene Ontology annotation, biological process: lipid metabolic process; lipid transport. The transcript is spliced from 4 exons.